CCAGAACGGGGCCUCUGAACGUAAAAGUUAAGCUGUGUCGAAACACAGAUACCACAUGUUAUCCUGGCUCACUCCGGACCUGGAGCUCAAAUCAAACUUCUGGAUUUGGAUACAGGGAGAGCGAGGACAUGUCCAACACAAUCCUAAUAUUUCUAACAGUGCUCUGCUUCCUGGUGCUUAAACCCACUUGCUGCAGCGGCAGCAGGAUUCUGGUAGUGCCUGUUGAUGGCAGCCACUGGAUCAACAUGGAGGUGAUCCUCCGAGAGCUGCACUCCAGAGGCCACGAUAUCACUGUGCUGCGCUCUACCAGGAGCUGGUACAUUCCUAGUAACUCUUCCAUUUAUACUUCUAUUAACGUGACAAUGCUGGAAGAUGAGUCGGACAAGAACUACUACAACAGAAUGCUACAAGAUGUUAUGGAGGCCCGCAGGUCACUGACCUUUAUGCGCACCUUCUACCAGCAGCGCUUGAUAACAUCCAUGUUGGCAAGAGGUCAUGAGAUCCUUGCUAACGUAACGGCUACAAUGUUGGAUGACCCUGUUUUUAUGAAAAAGAUGCAAGAUGCCAAGUUUGACUUAAUGCUAACGGACCCUGCAUUGACCAUAGGAGUAAUUCUGGGUAGUUACCUCAAGCUGCCGAUGGUUUUCAACGUGCGCUGGAUCAAUGUCGGGGAGGGCCAUCUCACCAUAGCUCCUUCUCCUGUCUCCUAUGUCCCCGUGUCAGGAAGUGAACUUCAUGAUCAGAUGGAUUUCCUGGAAAGGACCAAGAACAUGUUACAUCAUCUCUACAGUGUUGUUGAACAGCACUUUAUCAUCAACCCUCCCUACUCAGAUCUGUUCCGGCGGCACUUCCCUCCUGGGACUGACUUGCUGUCUUUGCAGUUUGCAGCUGACAUCUGGCUGUUGAGGACAGAUUUUGUCUUUGAGUUCCCUCGACCCACGAUGCCCAAUGUGGUCCACAUAGGGGGGUUCCAGUGCAAAAAGGCCAGACCCCUCCCUGCUGAGUUGGAGGCCUUCAUGCAGAGCUCUGGGGAGCAUGGGGUGGUGAUCAUGUCUCUGGGGACGUUUGUGUCAGCCCUGCCUCGUGAUACCACCGAGGCCAUUGCUGCUGCUUUUGCUGACCUCCCUCAGAAGGUGGUGUGGCGGUUUGUGGGUGAAAAGCCUUCAUCUCUGGGGAACAACACCCUGCUGGUGAACUGGCUGCCUCAGAGCGAUAUCCUGGGACACCCAAAGACUCGUGUCUUUGUUGCUCAUGGAGGCACCAACGGCAUGUAUGAGGCCAUCUACCAUGGUGUUCCCGUUCUGGGCCUGCCGCUCCUCUUUGACCAGUUUGACAACCUACUGCGGCUGAAAGUGCGCGGGGCAGCUCGGGUGCUGGAGGCCAACUCACUCACCAAAGAAGACUUCCUUGAGGCUCUAAAGGACAUCCUGGAGACUCCCUCGUACCGAAACAACAUUCAGCGUCUCUCCCAGCUACACCGUGACCAGCCAAUGUCUCCUAUGGACACAGCCAUCUUUUGGAUUGAGUAUGUCAUUAGAAACAAAGGAGCUGCCCAUCUGAAGUCAGCAGGUUUCAGUCUGCCUUGGUACUCCUACUUCAGCCUGGACGUGGCUGUUUUCCUCAUGGCCCUCAUUGGAGCCCUUGUCUGGGCUUCAGUCUCAGUCUGUAGGUUUCUUUGCUGUAAGAGGUUCAGUAGAAAGAUAAAAGCAGAGUGAUCGAUUAAACUUCUGUUAAACAGCUGCUAACACUUAUUUAAAGUUUAAACACAUUUAAACACAUUUCUGUCUCAUAUUUUGCUCUUUCUUUG
Toxotes jaculatrix (banded archerfish) is the source of this 1807-nucleotide messenger RNA. RefSeq names its product UDP glucuronosyltransferase 5 family, polypeptide G1 (gene ugt5g1). The record is from RefSeq and is a predicted model, not a curated record. Gene Ontology annotation, molecular function: UDP-glycosyltransferase activity. Bases 129 to 1715 code for a protein of 528 amino acids. NCBI's taxonomy places the organism in Eukaryota, Metazoa, Chordata, Actinopteri, Toxotidae. The transcript has 2 exons.